AGCAGUGUGCAGAGUAGUAUUCAGUGCGUCGUGCGAAAAGCAGUCGAGCUUGGCGAGGUCGCCUUUUGCGUUGGCACGGAAAUUCGUUCGUCCGUGUUUUUAGUUACUGUUCCCGGACUGAGAAAACUUCUGUGCAUUAUCGUCCCCGUAUCUGUUACAUCUUGGUGCGAUCAAACGAAAGUGAUGAAGUGUGAUUCUGUGCGCGAACGUGCAGGGCGUAGCCAGGCGUUGUGCAAAAUCGUCUGAAAACGAGGGACGACUAGGCGGUGCGUGACAGUCUGGGUCUGCCAUUGGAAAGGAUAUCUUGUUGUCUUUUUCGCACCAGUGGCACUUUGCAUACUCGCGGUGUUCUCUGCAUCAUCAUUAUCGUCAACUUUUCUCGCGCUCUCUCUCUUUCCAGCUCCUUCCAGCCUGGCUCUCUGUCCAGCUUCUUGUUCCGUCAUACUAUCCCAUCCCGUACUACUUUUAUACGCGCUGUACAGUCAAAACGGAGGAACGUUCACGCAUGGUGCAGUCUCGAAGGCAACAAAGUCACGAAUUCAAGUACGAGGUGAACGAUCAACAUGAACAGCAGAUGACUGUUGGCCGAGCCGAUGCUCGUUCGACUUUAAUAUGAGCGAAGUAGUGGCUGUUACACCUAGUGGUGGAUCGACAAGCCAGGAAAGCGUGGCACACGUAAAACGACAUAAAUUAGCCAACUGUAAUGUUCCUCUCGUGCAUGGACGGACGAAUCCGCCGAUCAACAACCGUAACAGGCUGACCACCCAUCAACGAAAUCAUAGUUUGGACUUUAGGUCAAUGGGUAUCCUAUUGCCGCCUGUUCCGCAGGCGAGCGCGACAACGCUGACGCACCAUCACAGAAAUCGAAGUCUCGAUUCCGCGCUACAACGAAUCCCGGAGGUAGACGUUACACCGAGCCCGGAAUGCGAGACGACACCGGCUCCGGUGGCUAAGGCCGCGGUGCCAGCGUGCAAAGCGCGCAACCGUGAGGGCGAGGAUCUCGCCAGUCUCGGAUCCGAUGACUCGGGUAUACUUUGCGGUUCCGACAGCGGUUCCAGCGACGCUACGAACGCGGCGACGCGAGAGUCGAGCGUGGACCACCUUCACAGCCGUGAGAGCCUCGACUCCACGUUGUCGCAGGCGGGUGACAUGGAUAGCGUGGACGCGGUGGACGGCGAUGAAAACAGUGUACGCGUCUCGGUGUCGGUGCCAGUGUCGCCCGUUGAACUGGUGCAUUUAAGUGAACCUAGUAAGGGUAAUAGUAACGUUGAUCGUAACGAGUUGGCGAACAGUGAUUCCAGUGAGUCGCACGAGCCGUUGCGGUCAGUUAGCGCAAUCGUUGAGCUCGAGGCGAACGAAUACGCACGCGACAUGGGAGUGACGGUCGACGAGACGCGGGAUUUCCAGAACACGUUGGAAAUCUCGCCAGUGAACGAUAAGCAAAGCGAGUUGGCUGGCGCGGCUAUGACUUUGUGUUGCGGGACGACCGUGCAAUCCGAGGCUAACGAGACUGCGGUGAAAAAACAGACUGGUGUCAUUUGUCGGAGGCAAGAAACGGUUCAACCGAAACCGUCCGAAGGAUGUUUGCUCAGACUGUUCGAGAGCCAGAUAUUCGACAUGUCGAUGGCGAUUUCUUAUCUUUUCAAUUCUAAGGAGCCUGGCGUUCAGAGCUAUCUUGGGAACAAGAUGUUUAGUUUCCCAGAUAACGAUGUAGACUUCUAUUUACCACAGCUGGUUGUAAUGUACAUACAACUUCACGACGUUACAGAAGUCCUUUAUCCAUAUCUUGUCCAUAGGUGUAGACAGUCAGCAGAUUUCUCGUUAAAAUGUGCCUGGCUAUUAGACGCGUAUAGUUCCGACGCUCAUUUGCCAUCCAAAAAGAAGUCUCAUGGGACCAAACUAAAAAAUCUUAUUCUCUCGGAUGAACUCAGGCCAAAAGGGAAUGAGAAUAAGAAGCAACGUGUAGCUGGAUUGCAGGCUCCUUUACCAGCAUUGUUAACAACAGUGCUAAGUGUUACAUCUCCUAAUAAAAAGACACACCAAAGAUCUCAAUCUGAUGCCACUGGAUUAUUUCAAACACUACGUCGUAGCCAUUCCGGUACAAUAAAUAAAGUAAGUCUUGGGGACCUGAGCUCUGGUCGAGCAUUUGACAAUGGUUGUACCUGUUUUUAUUCCUGCCAAGGUGUGGUAAAUGAUCUACGAGGACAAAAAACCGACUGCUUUUGCAAUGCGCCACGUCUUGCUCCAGAACUCGAAUUUAUACAAGCAUUAAUAUCAAUUGGUAAAUUGCUUGGAACUAUUCCAACAAAGGAAAGUAAAACUGUUCAAUUAAUAGCGGAGCUUAAUACUCUCAAUUUGAAUCUCCCUGCAAGGGUGUGGCUUCCUUUGCACAGUUCAGUACCACAUCAUAUCGUACGAGUGCCACCACAAUAUGCCGCUGUCCUUAAUAGUAAAGAUAAGGCACCAUACAUAAUUUACGUUGAAGUGUUAGAAGUAGAAGAUAUUUAUACAUCGCCUGUACCGACAAAAAUAGUGGGAUGUUCAUUAAGGCAUACUAAAUCCGAAGAAAAUUUAACUGGGGGCGAACAAUCUACUGUGAUUGAUUCAUCAAACAUAUCCACUUCGGAAAUACAACAGAACAUGCCACCGAUUAGACAAACUCCGGUUAAAAAUAUUUCUCCAUAUUCUGUGAGAAGCACGGAUGUCGCAUUUCAUUUCCCCGAUGAUGAUCCUAACGAUUGUUGGAGCCAAGAAGACGAUGAAAUUACACAACAGUAUUUACAACUCCGCAAGCCAAAAGAUAGGGACACGAUAUCUCAAUUGAGCCAAGAGUCAUCGGACAGCAAAGAACCAAUAUUUGUACCUGGUGAUAUAAAGCGACGGUUAAGUGAAAUGGCUGCUACACCUAGCGCAACGUUUAAUCAUGAUCCGGAAGAUCCGUCGGCUGCUGUCUUGAAAGAACCAUGGGAAUUAAAACAGCGUCGCAUAAGGGCUUCCAGUCCGUACGGUCAUUUAGCGUCAUGGAGACUUCUUGCCGUUAUCGUGAAAUGUGGCGACGAUCUGCGACAGGAGCUUCUUGCUUCGCAAUUACUUUCGAUGCUGCAAAAAAUUUGGCAGGAUGAACAAGUACCUCUUUGGGUGCGACCCUACAAAAUUUUAUGCUUAUCUAAUGAUAGUGGUUUAAUUGAACCAAUUUUGAAUACUGUAUCGUUACACCAAGUGAAGAAACAGUGCCAAUUGACGCUUGUUCAAUACUUCGAAAGAGAAUUCGGUUCAUCUACAUCGGAAACGUUCAGCAUUGCGCAGAAGAAUUUUAUUCAAAGUUGUGCGGCAUAUUGUCUUGUCUGUUAUCUCAUUCAAGUUAAAGAUCGUCACAACGGAAAUAUUUUGCUUCAUAGCGACGGCCAUCUAAUACAUAUAGAUUUCGGAUUUAUUCUUUCAACUUCACCGAGAAACCUUGGUUUUGAGACCAGUCCGUUUAAAUUAACACCUGAAUUUGUAGAGGUUAUGGGUGGAAGUCAAUCUAAACAGUUCCAGGAAUUCAAGACCUUGAUCCUCCAAGGAUUGAUUGCAGCGCGGAAGCAUAUGGAAAAAAUAGUUAACCUCGUAGAGAUCAUGUUGUCAGGAUCGCAACUUCCGUGUUUCCGUAGCGGCGGGGCAGCAACUGUUCAAGGAUUGAAGAACAGAUUCAAUCUUACACUGACAGAAGAUCAAUUACGCCGGCACGUGGAGGACUUAGUUGAAGCCAGUAUCCAUUCGUGGUCUACUAAAUUAUAUGAUCGGUAUCAAUAUUUCGCAAACGGCACCCUUUAAUAAUAACAAUAAUUUUUAUUUGCGCGGCAAAGAUAAUAGUUUUUAUCUGAAAGCGAAAAACUUGCGUUUGGUAAUAUGAUACUUCUUCCAGAAACUUUUAAACUUUAUAGCAUUCCGUAAGCACAAAUUACCUUCGAACUUAAUUAUUUGAUCGCGUGCAGAUACGGUCAAUACAUAGGAAAUGCUGUCUAAAAAAAAUACAUUUAUUCCAAAUAGGGUAGGCUGAUUUCGAUAGAUUAAUUUUACUCGCUCUUAAAUUAUUCCUUAGUUUCUUAAAAUAAUAUGACAACCGUCUUUGAUAAAACUUGUACAAAUACCAUAUUCGUCGGUAAAUAGGAAUGAUUUACGAAAAGUAUCGUUCGGGAAAUCUUACGCGUCACGUGACCCGUGAAAGAUAGUAAACGAAACAGGGAAUAAUUUAUGAAAUUUUUAUUGUUACGUUAAGCAAUAUUGAAUAUGUAUAAUUGGUUUUGUUGUGUACGUUAAAAUGACUAUGUAUGCCUUAUUGGCAACUACGAGUUAACUAUCGUCGGUGCAGACUAUGUGACAUUGACUGAAUGUUGGACUGCUAGAUCGUUAUAGCCUAUAACAGCGUAAUUUGUUAAAGGUGCCUUAUUUGUAGAGAAUGGCGGAAUGAUCAAAUCUGAACACAGUGAAGUGACUACGUGCGUUGAACUACUAAGAAAAAAAACUGAUCUAUUAUGAAAAGGACAAUCUAUAGUUUGUACAUAAAUACAUUGCGCGAACUUUUGUCGAAUUCCUUUCGUAGUUAAUUUUCGGCAAUAAAUAAUCCCACCAUGAUAAUGAAGGGUUUACACGGUGUUUAAGACUCGUAUAGGAUCUUCGAGUGGAAAAAGUGUGUAAACAGGCUCAGAUAUUAGCAGAAGACGAAUACUCAAAAUAUUUCCUACUUUAUAGGUUAUAAUAUUAUAAAUAUAUUUAAUUGUAACGGUACACUAAGGAGUAACUAUAGUAAAAUCUAAGGAUCACAUUUGAAAGUUUUUACAUGUUCUUAUUACAUACGAUAAUAGUCAUAAUGCGAAAUAUCUUAGUUGUGUGAAGAUAGUUAUUUAAUAGUAUUUCUGCGUUACAUAUGUUCGUUUAAGUAAAUUAUAAAGUAAAGAGGUAUUGUAUAUAAA
Messenger RNA from Hylaeus volcanicus, 4952 nucleotides. RefSeq names its product phosphatidylinositol 4-kinase beta (gene fwd). Gene Ontology annotation, biological process: phosphatidylinositol-mediated signaling; phosphatidylinositol phosphate biosynthetic process. Gene Ontology annotation, cellular component: membrane; cytoplasm. The transcript has 12 exons. The coding region runs from base 613 to 3813 and encodes 1066 amino acids. The record is from RefSeq and is a predicted model, not a curated record. Gene Ontology annotation, molecular function: 1-phosphatidylinositol 4-kinase activity. NCBI's taxonomy places the organism in Eukaryota, Metazoa, Arthropoda, Insecta, Hymenoptera, Colletidae.